Messenger RNA from Umbelopsis ramanniana AG, 1541 nucleotides. RefSeq lists its product as uncharacterized. The coding region runs from base 95 to 1435 and encodes 446 amino acids. The transcript is spliced from 4 exons. Gene Ontology annotation, molecular function: ubiquitin protein ligase activity; metal ion binding. Gene Ontology annotation, biological process: protein polyubiquitination. The record is from RefSeq and is a predicted model, not a curated record. Lineage: Eukaryota; Fungi; Mucoromycota; Umbelopsidomycetes; Umbelopsidales; Umbelopsidaceae.
UCCACUGAACAAUCACUUCUGAUCGCCCUAACGUCAGGAGAAUCGUCUUCCCUACUUCACAUAAACAUAAAAUUAAUCAAACACAUAACACUCAAUGAAAAUGCUGUCUACAGAACAUCGCUUAAAAAAUCUUCUUGGGUUGAGUCCUCAAGCUACUGAAAGGACACAAUCGACUGCAUACGGUUCAUUCAUAGGACCCUCACAUAGAGCAUUGCUUCCUCAUUAUUCAUCUUCAUCUUCGCCUACCAUGGUAGCAACCUACCAUACGAUCAACCCAAUGGCUGAGCUGUCCAUUUCCAGCUCUCCAGUCACAUCCCAAGCACGAACUCCUAUCCUAAGAAAGGCAAAAAGUUACGCUAUUCAAAGUACAGAGGAGUCGUUGGACCAUUCUCCAAGACAAAGUAGAGGAACGGCAAAUAUACCAUGUAAAUUUUAUAGGAACGAUGCUUGCACAGCAGGCGCAAAUUGCCCUUUUUUACACAGCAGCAAUCCAGACCAUGCAUCGACAACCGUUUGCAAGUACUACCUGAAGGGAUCUUGUAAAUUUGGCAACAAAUGUGCCCUGUCGCAUUCCUUUCUUACAACAUCACCGAACAUUUAUGGAUCUCCCAUGAGCAGUAGAAUGAUGUACAGAGGAGCAAGUACAGAGAGUAGUCUAAAUUUUUAUGAGUGGGACCUUGCCUGUACAAACGAGUCAUCGUCCCUCUUGAGCGAUACAGGUUCGAACAAAGAAGAUCAUCGCGUCUCAGACAUGUUUCCCAGCUGGAAGGAGCUUAGCCCGAUCGCAUCCAAUGUAACCACGCCAAAUAUUGACAACCGAUUUUCCAGUCCACGUACACCCAUUUCACAAUCCCUUAAUUCGGUAGAGCCUUACUCCACAAGCAGUAGUAUUACCGAUGGUUUUAGCAAUAGCGCCUUUUAUGUUCCACAAGGGCGAAACUAUUUUCAACACUCAUCCCCUCGUCCCGCAGCGAUGACUUCAUUGGAAGGGGCUAGCUACUUCAAUGAUGAAUGGUCAUCAAAUAACCAAAAGUCGUACACGUCUCAAGAUAUUGGCGACGAUGCCAAUCUUGCUCGUUCGUUAGACGAAAUAUUUGCUACGGUCUCAUCUGAACGAACCUCAAAAACCAUCCGAAGACCUAAACAACGUUUGAGUACUUUACCUGAUUCCCAAGCUACAUCCUACGCUGGUCUGUUUGAAAACUUAUUCACGGAGAAAUUGAGCUCGAUCACUUCUAAUGGCUAUGAAUUGGAGCUGACCAAAGACAUAUUGCGAAUGCGGGAUGAUCGCAGACGAGCGUCAGAGCCUUCCGUAGGUCUCGCCAUGAGGGAUUCUCAAGAAACAACUGACUUUGUGCAGUCUACUGACAGGUCACGAGAAAGCUUUGAAAGGCGGAUGGAUGGUGAUAUUGAAAUGACGUUCCUGAUGGACUGAUCUUCCAUAAAAAUAAAUGAUAAUACUGAUUGUGUAUACUUUCGACGCUGUUGUCACCAUCAAAAACUAUAUAUAUAUAUAUGUUCGACAUCCGUAUCAAUACACC